This is a messenger RNA of Oncorhynchus tshawytscha (Chinook salmon), 1175 nucleotides long. It is a transcript of the gene cdip1, whose product is annotated as cell death-inducing p53 target 1. Gene Ontology annotation, molecular function: zinc ion binding. The record is from RefSeq and is a predicted model, not a curated record. NCBI's taxonomy places the organism in Eukaryota, Metazoa, Chordata, Actinopteri, Salmoniformes, Salmonidae. The coding region runs from base 244 to 972 and encodes 242 amino acids. Gene Ontology annotation, biological process: tumor necrosis factor-mediated signaling pathway; intrinsic apoptotic signaling pathway in response to DNA damage by p53 class mediator. The transcript is spliced from 6 exons.
UCCGAGUUCCCAGUUGUCUUGAAAGCACCACAAGAGGCGGGUGUUGAGUAGAUGAAUGAUAAACAGACGAGCUAACGGUUGCCAUCAUUUGACUUCCCUACAAACAGGCUUGUGAUAUAGCUGUCGUGAUCACCUAAUUCCAAUUGUGUGGAAGAGACAACACAAUCAGGCUGUUGGACCUGACAGAAGAGCAGGCUCUGUAGGUGGAAACUCCCCACUGUCAUCAGCAGGUAAUCAUGACUAAUGUCCCUUCUCUUCACUCUGCUGCCAUGGGUUCUGUUUUUCUACUGGCUGAGUGAGUCCAAGGCCAGUGGUGAGUGGAGCUUCUACCCCAGGCCCCCCCCAUCCAAAGGUCCAGUCAGCAUGUCCAGCGACCCCCCUCCUCCCUACCCCGGAGGUCCCAGCGCCCCUCUUAUCAAGGAGAAGAAUGGACAGCCAGCCAUUCCGGGCUCGGCGGUCCCUGUAUCGACGGGUCCUCCUCAGGGACACCCCCUGCACCCAGACUAUGGCCCUCCACCCUACGAGGCCACGCUACAGCCAGGCUUCUUGCCGCCACACGUCCCAGGAGAUGGGGCCAUGCCCAUACCACAUGGUGGCUUCUACCCUCCACCAGGUCACUUUGGCCCGGGGCAGUUUGGCCCGAGGCCCAUUCAAUUUGGGCCUGUGGCAGGUCAGACAGCUCACACGGUGCUGGUACCCCCUGGGACAGCUACCACAGUGACUGUGCUACAGGGGGAGAUAUUCCAGACAGCACCCGUACAGACUGUGUGUCACCACUGCCAGCAGCCCAUCAUCACCCGCAUCAACCACAGCGUGGGCCUCAUGAACGCUGUCUUCUGCCUCUUCUGCUUCUUUGUUGGGUGUGAUCUGGGUUGCUGCUUGAUUCCCUGUCUGAUCGAUGAUCUCAAGGAUGUGAUACACACCUGCCCCUACUGCAAGGGCUACAUCUACACAUACAAGCGUAUCUGCUAACCACCAACAGACAGACACGUGUACAGUGGGGCAAAAAAGUAUUUAGUCAGCCACCAAUUGUACAAGUUCUCCCACUUAAAAAGAUGAGAGAGGCCUGUAAUUCAUCAUAGGUACACUUCAACUAUGACAGACAAAAUGAGAAGAAAAAAAAUCCAGACAAUCACACUAUAGGAUUUUUAAUGAAUUUAUUUGCAAAUUAUGGU